UCAAUAUGGCCGACAGCUUCGAAUGGGUUUGUUCGCGGUUUUCUAUCCUCAAAUUUUAAUUUCUUCUUAGUAUUUUUGUGUGAAUUAUUUAUCUUACACUAUAAUGUAAGUCAAUACACUAAUGAAGACUUUCCCGUAUUCUGAAGAUGCCAGUUAAUUCUGUACCGGAAACAAAGAAGGGUAUUGAAAAACCUAGAUCUCUGUCAUUAAACAGGAAUAAUGCUAUACUGAGUAACAGAAAACGAAAAGUUGAAGACCUGAAUAAAAUUUCAUCGCCUUUAAAGCUCUCUAUUAACUGUAAUAAGGAAAAUAAGCCACUCAAAAGACCUAUGAACGGCACCUAUAAUAAUACUUUGAGUGCAGCCAAGAAACUCAAACCUCUCACCUUAGCGACCACAUUAUCAGAAAAAAUUAUCGAUCCAGAGUUAAUAAUAGCUGAGCUGAAACCAGCCAGCUCUGCCAUGUUGAAUGGCCACCACCCACCGGACAGCCAGUAUGCAGGGAGCAUCCAAAGAAAGACCCCUAUUGCGACACUCUCCAAUCUUGGAAACACAUGUUUUCUUAAUAGUGUGCUUUAUACUUUAAGAUACGCUCCCCGCUUCCUCCACAACCUUCAUCACUUGGUAUCAGACCUGGCCAGCGUUGAACAGAAGCUGGGCAGCAUCCGGCAGAAGAGCUCCUCCCUCGGCAGGAGCGCCGCGGGGCUGGCGUCCUCCGGCGCUAGGUCGUGGAGCAGCAAGGACCUGUUGUCUUUGGGCCAGUCUGAUAAUAGUUCGGGGAAAAGCAAAAUACAGAUAGCAACGGAGAAACUCCACGAAACUUACUUCAACCUUCGGGCGGGGGAGAGCAAAUGUCUCAAUAGUGGCUCAGCGGACUCCAGUCCUGAACCAUUUGCGGCGGACGCUUUUCUAGCGGCGCUAAGGGAUGUUAACUCCACUUUUGAAGGCAACCGGCAACAGGACGCGCACGAGCUGCUGGUGUGCGUGCUGGACACCGUGCGCGAGACGUGCCGCGCGCUCGCCGCACGCGCAGCGCGGCUCGAGCCUGACAGCAACGGCAUCGGCCGUCAGCCAAGCUUGGACGGCGACGGUGGUAAACCCACGCUGGGGAACCUUCGCAAGUCGUGGAAGAAACGCAAGGAACUCAAAGCUAGUGACAAGAAUCACUCGCCCACUGAAGAAAGGGCGCCAUCGCCCUCGGAGUUACAUAGAGAUGAGAGGACUAGGCCUGGGUGGGACUUCGUCGCUGAUGACUUUGAAGGCACAAUGGUGGUCCGAACGAUGUGCCUCGAAUGUGAGACGGUGACUGAAAAAGCUGAAGCUCUAUGCGAGCUGUGUGUUCCGGUGGGAGAUGAAGAUGCCACGGACGAUGAGCCGUUCAAGGCGGCGUGCCUUUCUAGCGAGUACUUGCGGGACCAGAACAAGUACUGGUGCGAGCGCUGCCUCCGCUACAACGAGGCGCGGCGCAGCGUGGCGUACUCGCGCCUGCCGCGGCUGCUGGUGCUGCAGCUGAAGCGCUUCAGCGGCGGCAUGGAGAAGAUCACGCGGCACGUGCCCACGCCGCUGCUCAUGCCGUGCUUCUGCGAGGCCUGCGCCAAGCGGCCGCCCGACCAUGCGCCCACGCAUAGGUACAUCCUGUGGGCGGUGAUCAUGCACCUCGGGCAGACGCUGACGGGCGGGCACUACGUGGCGUACGCGCGCGACGGCCCGCCGCCCGCCGCCUGCGCGCGCCAGCCCGGCGCCGCGCCCGCGCCGCCCGCCGGCUUCAUGCGCGCGCUGUUCAGCAGGCCGCCGCGCGCGCCCGCCGGUUGCGCCGCCAAAGAAUGCUGCGUGCCGCGCGCGCGCGCCGAGGCGGGCUGGCUGGCGUGCGACGACGAGCUCGUGAAGCCGAUCUCCAACGAGGAGUUCGAGGACCUGCUGUCCUCAGAACCCAAGAUGAGGUCCGCCGCCACGCCCUACCUACUCUUCUACGUCAAAAGCGAAAUUGGCUAGUGAAAAAUCCACCUCUUUGUUUCUCGAAUCGACGGUUCGUGUGAUUAGUCAUUUAGUUGUAUUAUACUCUGUGUUGAAUGCUCCGUUGUGGCUGUCGUUUUGACAUGACAAUGAAUAGUGGUCUUGAUUGGGCCGUUUUGUUUUGAACGUGAUGUCCAGAUUCGCUGAUUGUAAAUUUUGAUGAUUCGGUGAAAAUAUAUCAUUU
Messenger RNA from Amyelois transitella, 2196 nucleotides. It is a transcript of the gene Usp1, whose product is annotated as ubiquitin carboxyl-terminal hydrolase 1. Gene Ontology annotation, cellular component: cytosol; nucleus. Gene Ontology annotation, biological process: protein deubiquitination. The record is from RefSeq and is a predicted model, not a curated record. Gene Ontology annotation, molecular function: cysteine-type endopeptidase activity; cysteine-type deubiquitinase activity. Bases 147 to 1991 code for a protein of 614 amino acids. The transcript is spliced from 11 exons. NCBI's taxonomy places the organism in Eukaryota, Metazoa, Arthropoda, Insecta, Lepidoptera, Pyralidae.